This is a messenger RNA of Somion occarium, 3567 nucleotides long. The record is from the annotation of a GenBank genome assembly. Lineage: Eukaryota; Fungi; Basidiomycota; Agaricomycetes; Polyporales; Cerrenaceae.
UUCAUUGAGAUGGAUACUAGUCAACAGUGAGCUGCACGAGGCCAAUAGAGAACACUCGUAAGUAACAUGUUGAACCUUCAGACGUCAACAGGGUUUGACCAUUGUCCUGGAGAAGAAUCGUACUAGAAAGCAUGAAUUGUUCACAUAGAAACAAUCUACUUAGCCUGAGUCAAGGUUUCGAUUCGACUCGUAGUGACACAUAACACGACUGGGCGCUAUCGUUUAGGGCAGGCUAUUUGGCGACGCGUUAGACUAAUUACUGCCUGACUUGCAUUCACAUCUCCCUAUUCACGCGUCCGCACUCGCCAUGUCACUCCUCGACGAGCCCGUUCCUCAAGAUGACUUGAUGCGAGAUAGAUCUCGUAUCUUUGAGGAAUUUCUUGAUUCCGAGUCGGACCAUUACAACUAUAAAGAUGACAUUGCUCGCAUGCUCAGGCUGGACCACCGACGUCUCAUCGUCAACAUUGAUGAUUUACGCGACUAUCGACGCGACUUCGCAGACGGACUGCUCAAACAACCUGUCGAUUUUAUUCCCGCCUUCGACGACGCGCUUCUGAACAUCGUUCAACGCGUGUACGACAAGGAAAAACAAGACAUCGAAGGAAAGAGCUACCACAUCGGUUUCAGCGGCUCAUUUGGUGACCAUCAUGUCAGUCCUCGCAGUCUACGAGCUGCACAAUUGGGGAAAAUGAUCUCGCUUGAGGGCAUCGUGACACGUUGUUCUCUCGUACGGCCGAAGAUGAUCAAGUCCGUACACUAUUGCCCCGAAACUCGCAUGUUCCACGCCCGAGAGUACCGUGACGCAACUACAUCUACGUCGAAUCUUCCUCCUACCUCAUCCGUAACUCCUCAACAAGACGAUGAGGGGCACCCUCUUCAGACCGAAUACGGCUUUUGCGUGUUCCGUGAUCACCAACGAAUCAGUAUUCAGGAGAUGCCAGAACGUGCUCCCGCCGGUCAACUUCCUCGGAGCACGGACGUUAUACUUGACGAUGAUCUCGUGGACAGCUGUAAGCCUGGAGAUCGUAUACAGCUGGUUGGGGUCUACAGGAGCGUGGGAGGAGGUGCCGGUGGAUCCUUCAAAACACUCCUACUUGCAAACAACAUCAACCUGUUAUCUUCCAAAAGCGGUGGAGGCAUCGCUCAAACACCGUUGACAGACUCCGAUAUCCGUAUGAUCAAUCAACUUGCCAAGCGCAGCGACAUUUUCAGCCUUCUCUCCCAAUCCCUUGCUCCCUCAAUUUAUGGUCACAAACACAUCAAACAGGCGGUGGUUUUAAUGCUUCUUGGUGGUGCAGAAAAGAACUUGCCAAACGGUACUCACAUUCGAGGUGACAUCAAUGUUCUCAUGGUCGGUGAUCCAUCGACUGCGAAGUCGCAAAUUCUUCGAUUCGUUCUGGGCACUGCACCCCUCGCGAUUGCUACCACUGGUCGUGGAAGCUCAGGCGUCGGUCUGACAGCCGCUGUAACAACAGAUAAGGAUACAGGUGAACGAAGACUAGAGGCGGGUGCCAUGGUACUUGCGGAUCGCGGUGUCGUGUGCAUAGACGAGUUUGACAAGAUGUCGGAUAUCGAUCGUGUGGCCAUUCACGAAGUGAUGGAACAGCAAACUGUUACUAUUGCUAAAGCUGGUAUUCACACCACGCUGAAUGCGAGAUGUAGCGUCAUCGCGGCUGCUAACCCGAUUUACGGUCAGUACGACGUACAUAAGGAUCCCCACAAGAACAUCGCGCUGCCGGACUCCCUUCUCUCUCGUUUCGAUCUGCUCUUCGUCGUGACAGACGAUGUUGAUGAGACCAGAGACCGCAAGAUUGCCGACCAUGUUCUCCGUAUGCACCGCUACCUUCCUCCAGGUGUCGAAGAGGGUACACCCAUCGUCGAUAGUUUGUCACAGUCACUUGCGGUUGAUGGGCCAAGUACUCAUUCGCCGGACACCGAGGAUGCGGAACGAAGCCCAUUCGAGAAGUACGACCCUUUAAUCCACUUCGGUAUCUCUGAAGAUGACACACCUGCUACCAACACGCGGAACAAGCGAAGACAGAAGGAGAAGCAAAAGGAGGUUCUGAGUAUCUCGUUCGUCAAGAAAUAUAUCCAGUAUGCAAAGGGUAAGCCUGCGCCUGUUUUGACGAAGGGCGCGGCCGAUUAUAUCGUGAACGUCUAUGCUACUCUUCGGAACGAACAUCUUGAGGGCAAUCAGAAACGGACCUCACCUUUGACUGCACGUACAUUGGAAACCCUCAUUCGUCUUGCUACCGCUCAUGCGAAAGCACGACUCUCGCCCAAGGUCACACACACUGACGCGGAACAGGCAGAAGCCAUCCUUCGCUUCGCACUCUACAAAGAGGUUCUUCGUCGCAAAGCUCGCAAGAAGCGCAAGUUGAACCACGGUGGGGCGGUUCAAGGUGAGGGAAGUGAUGUCGAUACUGAUGGCGAGGGAGAGGAAGAGGAUGAAGAUGAAGAUGAAGAAGUUCCUGCGAGGAUGGAACGACCGCAACCUGAGAAAGCGAAAGACAUCCCAGAUCCCAAUGCAAAUCGGGAUCCUAUAUGGGGAGAUAGCACUCAAGACAUUGAAAUGGAUGGCGUUGAACCAGCUGUUGGUCCUACAGAAGAUGGUGGCAUUCGACCAGAGAGGUAUGUGCAUACUUUUCAGUGGCUGAAGUGUAAUGUAACUCAUGCCGAUUACAAGGUUGCAACUGUGGCGCACCAGAGUGGCAAGACUUUGGUCAACGACUCUGGAAGGAGAAGAUCAGUGGUCGAAAGAGAGGUUGACAGAAUUAGUGAACGAGGGCCUCCCGCUCAAUGAGUUGUUUGGCUCAGCUGAGGCCGAUGCAGCAUUGCAGGCCAUGGACAAGGCUGAUCAAGUAAUGUUGGAAGGCGGACUCGUGUAUAAAGUAUGAUCAGCCACACCUUCGACCAUGUAUCUCUUGUUUAUCUUCGUUGUCAUGCUUUGGUUAUCUGCAUACUCGUGUCUCUGUAGAAUCAUACACAUAUGAUUUCACAGUGCGAUCAGAAUGCGGCGAGAUACAACCCAGUCUCAGCAUACAUAUGUUUUACCGUUCAGAAUCAACUCUUGCUUGAAUGACUUGUCCGACGUCCUCCCUGCUCAACUCUGAAAAGCCUACAAGCUCCGAUAAGACCUUCUCCCACUCUUCGUCUCCAAGUGUACCAAACGUCGAAUCGACGAGCUUCCUCCACGUCUCACCAUCCGCACCAACAAUCCUUCCAGCUUCUAACAAUCCUCUCCAAGAUGCCUCAGUUCGGCCUGCUACCGUCUUAGCCAAUGCCAGUCGGGACGUCUCUGCCCAUAGUUCACAUUCGGCCAUGAUGACUUUACCUUGUUGCGGGGUGAUGCGAGAACGACCGCGAUAGAGAAUCUGGCGAUGGAGUAUAUGGGUGGCUAGGCGAGACGCGACCGUUCGAUACAGCGAGAUGACGGUGGUUUGUGGAAGUGCGGAUUGAAGGAAGGUUAGAUGCGCCGAGAGAAGCGCGACAGGACCCAGAAGAGUGCUUGAUAACGCGAGAUCAUCACUGACAACCGAGCCGGAGCUUGGCACAGGCGUGAAUUGU